Messenger RNA from Xiphophorus couchianus (Monterrey platyfish), 2393 nucleotides. RefSeq names its product zinc finger protein 595-like. The transcript is spliced from 5 exons. The record is from RefSeq and is a predicted model, not a curated record. NCBI's taxonomy places the organism in Eukaryota, Metazoa, Chordata, Actinopteri, Cyprinodontiformes, Poeciliidae. The coding region runs from base 215 to 1510 and encodes 431 amino acids.
CCAAUCACAAUAAGGUAUCGUAUGGCUCCGUUAACUACAGAGACCAGAGCUACGACGUCAUUGCUACAGUCGGCGGGAAAAGCCCAUUUGGGUUGUGGUACAGUUACCUUCCGUACGUUCUCUCCGUUUUAGUAACAAAAAGCCAUCUCCCAGCCAAUAAGGAUUUCCGCAACGUCUCACACGCUCCGAAGGCCGCUGUUGGUCAUCUUCCAUCAUGUCUGACACUCUGAUGCGAGGCGUCCGGGUCCAGCUGACCACAACGAUGGACUCCGUCUUGAGGACGGCCGUGUUUGAAGUCAUGAGGAUCUUUGAAAGCGCACUGUAUAACCAUAAAUUGGAGAUGGCGCAGAAGGGAGAAGAGAUUGCUCAUCUCAAAGUAAAGCUUCAAGGUGCAGAGCUAAAGCUUAAAGACUUUGAGAUGAACAGUCAGAGAACAGCAGAGACGACUGAAACCCAAUCAAAGCCAGAAGUUGUUCCAGUUGCCCCAGUUGCCCCAGAACAGCCUGUCACAGUUCCUGAGAGUGAAGUUGAAGUGCCCGAUGACUGGUGUGCUCCACUGGGCUGUGAUGCAUCGAACAGACAAGAGGAGGGUUGUCCCAGCGUAAGACUGCGGCAGUUUUCCAUUCGUCUGUUUCCUGUUCCUCUCAUUAAGCACGAGGAGGACAACCAUGUCAUCAGCCUCCAGAAAUCUCCAGUCAGCAGGAGAUCAAAAAGAAUCUCUGCCAUGAAUGAUAAGCCAAGCUCGAGCCAAGACGAGAGUAAACCAGUCGGUAAUCAAGCAGCUCGGCACCCGAAAAUAAGUGGCGACCUCAACAAAUUACUCCAAGGUCUCAGCAAGGACUUCUGCAACCUCACGGAUUUGGAACGGCUUCGGAAAAGACAAAUGAGUGAGGAAACUUUUACAAAUGAUGAGAAGAAAGCGAAGAAAGACGAAGAAGAUUCAUCAAAGCACAAAGAGAAAAGUCAGAGCAAAUCUAAAUACAUUUGUGAGACUUGCUACAAGGUGUUCAAAACAAAGCGAGGCCUGGGUGAACAUGUCAGUUCCCAGAGGAAGUGCAGAGGCUGCCUGACGGCCCUCUGCUUCAAAAGUCAGGUGAAAUACCAUAAGAGAGCUUGUGCAGAGUACAAGAAGUUGAAAGAAAAAUGCAGACUGAAAAGUAAAGCACUCAACUCCAGCAAAACAGAGGUGAUUGGGAAAAAGGAAAUCACACAGUCUUCUGCUAACAAAAAAAAACCCUCCACCCGAAAGUUCUCCUGCAAACAUUGCAGCUACAAGACUAACUCCAGAAAAAACCUUAGACAGCACAAAAUGUGUCAUAGUGAGAAGACGCAAGCUUUGCCCAUAUGUCUAGAGAGGCUUGAUGAGAAAAAGGAAUUCGAUGUAGACAAGGAAAAACACAAAAGUCUCAUGCAGGUCAGCAACCAAAAUGGAGACUUUGAAUGGACUGAGCCCUUAGAAGAUGUUGACGAAGACGCGGGAUUAAAACACGGCGAGAAAAUGCAAGAAUGAAGGCCCCUGAAGGUGAUAAGUGACGUACAUUUUGUUUUUUUACCAGCCUGAGUGCAUAAGAAGGACAGGAAGACUGCAACAGGAUAGCUGCUGUCCUCGGACAUUAUUUCACUGACAGCCGUAAUUUACACCCACCAUGUUUUGUUUGUUUUACUUCAGAAAUGGAAAAGAACAGCUCCAAGUAUUGUAUUUCUUAAAACCAUUUCAGUCAAAACAAGACGCCAAAGUAGCUUUGUUUUUUCUUAAAUCACAGGUAAAAGGGUAUAAGACGAGACAGGUUUUGUCCUCCAAAAGCAGUCUUCUGCUAAGACGUUGAGUAGUCACCUCAAUGUUUUGUUUUCUCUGACUAAAAUUAGACUGAUGAAGGCAGAUGUAUCCUCAGAAAGUGAAAACUCUUAAGAGAGAAAAUCUACAAACUUGCUAGGUGAUCGUCUAGUAAGUCAAAAGUGCUUCAUCACUUUGUGAGAAAUGAGAUCCAAGCCAAAAUGUGCUUUUUUUCUGAUUGCUUGUAUUUUUUAUUUUUAUUUUUUUACAAAAUAGGAAGCUCCAGUCUCUCUAAGUAUUUGUUUGCAUUUGAUACAUCUUUGGUACUUUACAACUGUAUUAUUUGAUGUUCUUGAAUGCUGGAUCAUCACACAGAGCUCUCUGGUGUCAAUUACAUUGGUUGAAUAGAUUUUAUGUAAUUGUAAAAAAUGGGUCAACUCUACAGGAAUUAUUUCAGCUUAGCUUUUUUUUUUUUGUUGAUAAAUGUAUUACCAUGAAUUUAUAUAUUUCUUUGUUGAUGUGUUUUGAACUUGCUUUAUUUGUUAUGGCACAAUUUUUGUGCUUGAAGUUGUUGGCUUAAUUUGAUUUAAACCCAAUUUUAAUAAAACGUACAAUUGUG